This is a messenger RNA of Nezara viridula (southern green stink bug), 1289 nucleotides long. The record is from the annotation of a GenBank genome assembly. NCBI's taxonomy places the organism in Eukaryota, Metazoa, Arthropoda, Insecta, Hemiptera, Pentatomidae.
UUCUGAUCUAUCAAUUUUUACAUCUGUAAACGUUAUUCUAAAAAUAAUAUAAUUUCCGAUUCAUAGCGCUAACACAUGAUUAAUAAGUUUUAGGGAGAAUUGACGGAGGAUAUUCGGACAGAUUCAAACAGUAAACAGUAAUUAAAAUUCCAAAAUGCCUUCGAUUUAUCAUAUUCGCGAUAUUAGUCCUCAACGGAUGGGCAAAUAUCUCCAAGUCAUGUUGCACGAUAAUGGGAAGGCCCCGAUGUUCAAAGGAACCUGGGACUACAAGAAGUGGGCUAAGGAUAAUGCCCAUAUACUUGAGACUGAAAAACGAAUGCAUCUUAAUAUUCAAAGACUAGCCAAACAUAUGAAAGACGACAAAACCAUUUACACGCUUGGCGAAAAGAAAGGACAAUGGUCAGAUACUGGAAGAGUAAACAAAUACUCACCAAUGGUAAAAGUAGGAAAUUGGCAAGAGCAGAGGGAUGUAGCCGAAGAAGAUCUUAACAGGUUCCUGAGAUUAAGGGAAAGAGGCCAACUAAUGAUACAGAAGACCCGUGAGAUCAUUGGCCAGAACCUGCAACCCAUCUCUAUGGCUCCCAAGAAGGCCGUAAGGUUUGGAGAGAAAGUUCAGCUGAUAGCCCGCCAUGCAAAGACCUUCAGGGAACGAGGAAAGCAAGAAGGUCUCUCACUAUCCUGUGUCCUCACUGGCUAUGCCACAGCUGAGAUGUGCCAGCCGAUCAUACAGGGCACUGUUCUCUCCGCUUCCCCACUCAUCGCUCCUUGUGUUCGCAACGUCUUCCAACUGCUCCCAUGGAAUGAACAAGAAACCAUUGGGGUAAAGUCCGACAACAGACUCAAGUUUGGCCAAGACUUUAUGCUCCGCUACAUAGGCACUCCUGAUUCACAGCCAUAUUACGUAUCCGUGAAUCCGAUCCGGAUUGUUCCGACUGGCAACAACUCUCGGCAUCCCGAAGUGUUUCUUCACUCGAAGAAAUGUUGGGCGAAUGUGUGGAGGGCAUACAACGGAGAUCCAAGCAAGAGGAAGGAGACCAUGGGACAGCCAAUCGCCGGUGGCCAGGAUGUCAUCCUCACUAGUGCCAAUAUUAACAGGUGCCUCUGCUGCGAGACUGAGUGCUGGUUUACUACAUUUUUCGGCCUUGAAUGUGAAGCCACAGCCUAUACAUAUUACAAUGUCUACGGCGCGGAAUCUACAAAUAAUAUUUGGUACUUCAAUUAAAGAAAUGUUGUAUUUUAACAAGAUCUUAUUCAUUUCUUCAUAUCAUAAAACAUUUUGUAGUGAGAAA